AUGUCCGCAGGUGCCGAUUUCUCAAUAUAUACGGACCCCUCGGCGCUUCCUACACCAGAUUCUACUUUGGGACGCUCUUUCGAUGAAGCAUCUCUGGCGGCUGUGGAAUCAAAAUAUGAACAAGCAGGCUCAGUCAAAAACCUCAUGGACAGCAUUGAACAUGAAGACAUGUCCCUUCCUCGCUCACCCACAAUGACGCAUCAAUCCGAAGAUGUCAUAUCCGAAAUGCCGGAGGAUUCGGUGAUCCAGACGAUAUCUUUGGAUGAGCGGAGCGGACAGUAUGCUCCCUACAAACAGCGUUCUCCAUUCCGCAGCCCGUCUUCCGUGCGCGCUCUGCAGAUGGAGACUCCGCCGCCUUUCAAUGACUUUUCUUCGCCAAAGUCCUACCGACACAGACUCAGCACAACUUCGCGCCACAGCACGCCUCGCUCGAUCCGAUCCGAGGGAAUGACGGUCAGGUCAAAAAAGACGUCUUCGAAUAACAAUAAUAAAAAGGAGUUUCCGCUCGUCCUCUUACAUGUUACCAUCAUGCCGAUUCAUUUUCCAUACUCGCAAGCCACAAUGGACGCGGUGCUUCCACCGGCCAUUAUCGACAAUUACAAAGUUCUACGAGACAAGGUCUCGGACACGGUUCUUGAGCGAGGAAUUUUGCUUCCCCAUCCAAGAGACGAGUACGAGUUGCUCGAAGAACGUCUGCUCGAGUCACUUGAGCUAAAGGCCCCUCGGAUUUCGAAAUGCGGACAUUUUCACUACCACAAUGAAGGCGACUCGAGCGACGAAUGCAAUGAAGAGGACGAGGAUGAGGGAUUUGACAGCGAAGGAAGUAACAAGACUGAAAAAUGCGGAGAUUGCGGCCAGAGGGUCAAAGAUGAUCGCCACGGAAGCGGAAGUCAUGGCCGAAGAUGGAAUAUCAAAAUCUACGCUGCUAAUGGGCUUAUGCGGGCUGGGGCAUGGACCGCGGCAUGGCGCGAGAUGGAGCGUAUAGAUGUUGAAAUCUCGCCAUGGGUGCCGGAAGCACUACGCCGAAAGCUGGACUGGAGGCAGGAAAGGGAGGACGCAGGUGUAUCGCGCGAUGCUGGAAGUCUAGCCAACGGCGAGGACAAAUUCCUUGAGAAAGAUGGUGAACAAUCUGAAUACGUCUUCCAUGACCAAUCAUUUCUGGAUGACGACGGAGAGCAACGGGACACCUCAUUUCCAUCAAUGCAGCCGGUGGGGAUGAGUAAUGAUGACGAGUUGGACAUGACAUAUCAAAAUGGUGACCAUCGUCGACCACCAAGCAUGACCCCACACGCAAUGUCCGAAUUUGAUGCUGCAGAAGGUUCCUUUAGAGCAGCGUCGUCCAGUGGUAUCGACAUGGGUGCGAAUAUUUCUGUCCGAGGAACACCUACGCCCACACCUGGCCCCUUUGCGAUCUCUCCAGAGGGACUUGCCACGCAAAGAAGCAAAAGCGCCGGUCAUAUUCCGCUCGAUCAAUUGACUGAACAAAUUCCGUCCUCUCCUCGGCCGCGAUCCCGUCGAAGUCCUCACCAUGACGAAAUCCCCUUGGCAACGUUGUUGCGAAAUUAUAUUUACGUUCUCGCUCGCGAUCGGCGGAAUGUUGCGAUUGCAAUCCUCACCCUGCUCGUGUUGAUUCUGGCCCUGCGUUCAGCUCCUGGGGUAACAGUGAUGCCUGCGACGUCUAUACCUGCGAUGCCGUCCAUGCCAUCAGUGCCUUUGGAGGUGCACAAUGAGCAAGCCAGGCAGGGACAAGGCUACCCUGGUGAAUCAAGAUUUCCAGGGACAGUUCCUUCGCCAAAACCAGCUGUAUCACAUGACAACACCAAUGACUACGAGGAGCCCUUUUCUUCCUCUACUGGUGAACAUGUCACUCGUCCACGUUCGUCUCACGAACCUGCCAAACUAUCUCGUCAGGGUCAUGAUGACCCGUACGUGGCUGUCCACGAGGCCGAACCACAAUCGGAAUCAUUGCGACCGAAGAAGGGUCAGCUCAAGCCGGUCAAACGUACAAAGAAUACGCCAGCGCAUGGAGAAGCUGUCACCCAGGAUCUAUCUCCAGGUGCACCACAGACAGAUGAUUCCGCAGCACAUGCCAAAUUACCUAUUGCUCCUGCUCCUGCUGCUGCUGCUGCUGCUGCUGCUGCUUCUAUCCCCAGUGAACCUCCCGCUGCAGCAUUUCCCGCUCCCGUCGCUGCCGGAGUUGGUGCUGCUCCUGCCGACGUAUCUUACCCUCUUGAUGCUGAAGAAGACGAUGACGAACACGGCAACGACAACGACACUGAUACUGAGAGGGAUAGUUAUACUGCUCAUCCUGAUCCGUUACCCUAG
Molecule: messenger RNA, 2325 nt
Organism: Xylona heveae TC161
Lineage: Eukaryota; Fungi; Ascomycota; Xylonomycetes; Xylonales; Xylonaceae
Exons: 1
Coding region: 1-2325 (774 amino acids)
Source: RefSeq, a predicted model, not a curated record